This is a messenger RNA of Saccharomyces paradoxus, 795 nucleotides long. It is a transcript of the gene MRPL13, whose product is annotated as mitochondrial 54S ribosomal protein mL50 MRPL13. The record is from RefSeq and is a predicted model, not a curated record. The transcript has a single exon. Gene Ontology annotation, cellular component: mitochondrion. Lineage: Eukaryota; Fungi; Ascomycota; Saccharomycetes; Saccharomycetales; Saccharomycetaceae. Bases 1 to 795 code for a protein of 264 amino acids.
AUGUCGUCACUGCUUAAAGUACGUUGCAUUACCCCGUUGCCGCAAUGGUCGGUCAAGCUUUCUGCUGGUAACCAGAAAGCCAAACUUAUUCACACUUCCGCUGCAAACAGGGACUUUAUGUCCUGGUUCAAGAGGAAGAAGCAAGAAGAGCAUCAAGAGCCUGUCAAGGAUACCAAACAGUUGAUAAAGGAUAUUGAGGAGGGGAAUACGGAGGCCUCCUCUCAAUCCUCCUCCAAAAACAAGAAUAAAUUGGAACUAAUACCAGAAAAUUUUAUCGGUGAAGGGUCCAGACGGUAUAAAAGACAGAAGGAGUUGAAGCAUGCGGUCUCCACCGCCCCGUUUAAUCAAUGGAUAUCCAGGAAUAAGAUCACUUCGGAUAAUGAGUUAGAUGAUAUGAUAUUGCAGGUAACGCAAAAAACGUUGGGCAAAGUAGACCAGGAUGUCGAAUUCCCUGAUUUGGUAGCUAAGUUUCAGUUCACCAAGUUUUUGCAAUCGAAAUCCGGCUAUUUAAUUUCUGAUUAUGAACUGACCACUUUAAGCACACCCUCACAGUUUAAAAUGUAUAUCAAGGAAAAAAUUUUGCCAUCUGUCAACAAUCCUAAACUUGCUUUCAAAGAAGCUGAGCCAAAUGCUAUCCACCCACUUUCUGAUAACUAUACGUCCCCAAACAUUUAUGUUAUUAAUGACAUUACUCCUAAAGAGCAAAAAAGUAAAUAUGAUACUAUUAUGAAAGAAAUUCAAAAGUUGGAAGAUGAGGCAACAAAAAAAGCUUUGGAAACAGCAAGAUCCGCUUAG